Molecule: messenger RNA, 5010 nt
Organism: Volvox carteri f. nagariensis
Lineage: Eukaryota; Viridiplantae; Chlorophyta; Chlorophyceae; Chlamydomonadales; Volvocaceae
Exons: 12
Coding region: 1-5010 (1669 amino acids)
Source: RefSeq, a predicted model, not a curated record
AUGGCAGCUACCAGUACAGCUACAGCUGCUAGCGCCACCGCUAGUGCGUCUCCUGCUACUGCUUCAGAACCUGUCGGCCGCGCCGCGCUGGCUGCCGCGCUGACAACCGCGUCCAUAGCCGCCGCUGCCGCAGUCCUGCCCCCGGCGGCCAGUGCCAGUGCCGUCGGCGGCGGCGCCGCUGGUCUGACGGCGGCAGCCGCCUCCGUUGCCUCCGCCGCCACCUCGGGCUGGCUGGCCAUAGAGGAGCUUCUCGAAGAGGCGGCUUACUCCCUAUCCCAGGAGGUUCCUGACGGGCCAGGCCGCAGUCCCUUGGAAGCCCUAGCCCGACUCGCGAGCACUAGCGACGGGGGCAGCGGCAGCAGCAUAGCCGCCGGUGCCGGCUUGGAUCUGGAUCUGCCGCAACAGCUGCAGGGGCUGCUGCCGCCGCAGGUGGCCGAGUCUCUGGCUGCGGGCCCCGCACUGCCGGUCUCGCUGUCGGGUGGCCUGGGCUCGGGCCCUGGGGGCCUGGGCCUUGCCUCCGGAGGGGCUGCGGGUUCUGGUUCUGGCGGAUUGCUGGCGGCGGUGCCAGGAGGCGAUAGACUGAGCGAAGUGUUGGAGGACCUGCUGUACAGCUUGAGCCAGGAAAUCAACCCGGCGGCGGCGCAGGAUGCCGUACUGUCGGCGGCGAUGGCGGCGGCGGCGGGUCUGGCAGGGGCGGCGGAGGAGCUGCCGCGCGCUGCGGCGUCAGUGUAUCACUCCGCAGCGGAGGCAGCGGCGGCGGCCGCCGCAGCGCGCGCCGCCUCCGCCGCCCGCGUUCCCUCCGGGGGCGGCAGCGGCGGAACGGCCCUCGUGGUGCCGGACGAGAGUCAGACGCAGCUCGCGAUGGCGACUGGCGUUGAGUACGGCGCUGGUGAAGAGUACGACAUGGAGCUCGAUGGCGUUGAUGACAUGACGGUAGCGGCAGGCAACCUGGCAUGGGACCCGUACGACAGCGUCCGUGCGGCGGAGGGUGCCCUGGAUGCAAUGGUGCCGGACGCCUCCGCCGCCGAUGCCGCCGUGGCCGCCGCGUCGUCCGCCGUCGUCGACGCCACUGCGGCCGUACUGCCCCCAAUCAUUACCGCCUCCGCCGCGCCCUCGGUCGCCGACGCCGCCACCGCCACUGCCUUGGCGGUUGUGGAGGCGGCCACCACCGCCGCCGCCGGUACGAUCACCAUCAAUCCGCCCAGCGUCGCGACGCUGCCUUCCGCCAGCGCCGAGCCAGCGGCAGCCGCAGCGGCGGCGACGGCGGUUUCCGCAGCGAUGGCUGGGGAGGGCGCUGGCGCCGACGGACAGAUGGGCGUGUACGGCAUGGAUCCACUGGACACUCAGCAGCUUGACGAGCUGACCACUGCGCUGCAGGCCACGUUGCAGUCCUCCUUGGACAUGGUCGAAGCCGCCCUCAGCGGGAUUCGAUCCGCGGACUCGACGCUUGUGGGCGGAGUCACCAUCGCGGCUGUGCUGGCGGUGGUCAUCCGGUCGCUGGUGUCCAUGGCGGGAGCGGCGCUCAGCCGUACGCGGGGACCUGGCGGCGGCGGGGGCGAGGCCGGCGGCGGCGGCGGCGGCUCCGCCGCCGCCGCUGCGCGCAUGCGACCCGUGGGUGUCACAGCUCUGGAGGCCGCGGCCGCCCUCAAUAACGACCCUCAGGCCCUGCUGCUGGAUAUCCGCAACGGCUCCGACGUGCAAGAGCAGGGGCUUCCAGACCUGAGGCCCUUCCGCCGCGGCGCCGGUGCAACCACCGUACCGCUGCCGUACUGCGACUUCCGUACCACGCCCACCCUCGCCAACCCCUCCGGCAGCCUGCUCGCGGCGGCUGCCGCCACUGGCCCCGCUGCUGGGUCGCCCCGCGGGGGCAAGGCCGCCGCCGCCGCCGCCUUGGCGCCUGUGGCGGGCCCCGUGACGGUCUCCGUGGAUCCACUGUUUUGUUCAAAAUUCAAACAGCUGGAGGGACUGAACCGCGACAGCCGGGUGUUCCUUAUGGACUCUUACGGCGUGGAGGCGCCCGAGGCCGUGUUGCUGCUGCGGUCCGACCUGGAGGUGGAGGGACUGCUGGGGGCUCAGGGUGUGAAGUUCGUUGAGGGAGGCUUUGCGGGGCCUGAGGGCUGGAAGCCUGACCUCAACCCACUCACCCUGUUGAGUUCCUUUUUGAUAUUUGCAGCGAUACAGUACUACACCGCCGACAUCUCUUCAUGCCACGUAUACCUGCCUUUUAUGUACCCCUCUCUGUUCGGUCGUACUCUGGCGGUGGGUGCCGUGGGGGGUGCGGGUGUGGCGGCGGCGUCCUCCCUGGACUGGGCGUCGGUCAGUCGGGGGGCGGUGGGGCUGGCGGCCGCCAUGCUGCUGACGGACCGGGUGCUGCCCCCGGGGGUCAGACCCAGCGGCAAAAUCAGGCAGUACCUGCAGUCGCAGCUGUCGGAUCCGCAGCCCAAUGACGGCGGCAGCGGCGCCUCCGCCGCCGCUGACCUGGCGGCCGCGCGCCGCCGAACCGCGCUGCUGCUACGGGCGCUGGAUCUGGCGGAGGCCGUUGGCGACGCUGUCGUACGCGCCGGCGGCGCCGCCGUCGCGGCAGCGGGGAGUGCUGCGAGGGGCGCCAUUGCCGCCAGCGGCGGCGGCAGUGCCGCUGCCGCGGCUGCCACCGCCGCCAAUGCGGGGCCCGCGGACGUGGAGGCGGAGCUGGAGACCCCGCCGCCACCAGCCGCCGCCGCCGCAACCAUCGUACUUCCGCAUGGCAUGGACUCCCGCCAAUGGAGUGAGGCGGCGGAGAUGGCCGUAGCGCAAGUGCAGCAGCAACAGCCGGCGGCGCCGCCGCCGCCGGAGAAUCAGACACGGUCGGCGUCGCCGUUGCAGCCCAAAUGGCGGCUCGGCCCCUCCGCUCCAUCAGCCGGCAGCAGCAGCAACAGCGUCGAUGCCGUACCCGCUUCUACUGCUGCCGCAUUUAGUAACUCGCCGCCGCCGCCGCCGCCCCCUGUUCCGCGGGCGCCAUCACCAUCCGUGGUCGGCAGGUUGAACGACGCGCUGCGCAGCGCCGCUGACGCUGUCGUACGGGCCGCAUCGCCAUCAUCAAAAUCCUCUGCCGCUGCCGCUUCACGCGCUGGCAGCCCUGGCGGGCCCAGCGGUGGCGGCAGCAGCUCCCGCUCGCAGCCGGAUACGCUCGAGCUGAUGACGGCUUUGGCAACCGCUAGCGCUCUGAGCAACGUCGACAACGGUUUGCUACCCGGCUGGCCAGCGCUCAACUUCCCGAAGGCCUCCGCGGGCCAGAUGCCGCAACAGCCACAGCUACAGCCAGUCCCUAAGGCUGGUGAUAGUGAGCAGGAGGAGGAGGAGGAGAAGGAUAGGGGAGAGAUGGCACCGGCAGCGACAGGGCGUCGCGGGCCGAUAGCGAAGGAAAGGCAACCUGCGGCGGCGGCGGCGGAGCAGGAUAACGUCCCACUGUUCUCUUCCCUUUCCGCGCUUUCAGCGUCGUACAACGCGGCGGAGGCGACGGCCUUGGCGGAUAUGUGGAGUAACUGGCGGCAAGAUUUGGAGGCGGUGGCGCCGCCGCCACCCGCGUUGCCGUCCUCGGAGGAUUACGAUGAUGAGGAUGAUGAGGGUGAGGUGAAGGGCCGCCGCGACAGCGGCUCGGGUGAUAGCCCCAGCGGCAGCCGCUUCAGCGAGAAUGACGGACGCGGUCGUCUGUACGGCAGCGGUGACACCAACGCAGUGGCGGCGUCGGCGGCGAUGCCACACAUGGACCUGGCGGCAACGCAACGGUUUGGUAUCCCGACACACGAUCGACCCGCCAGCGCCGGCGCCAGUACGACAGCUGUCGGGGCUAGCAGUACGGCGCCGCUUGCUGGCGCCGCUUGGAAGAGCGCCACUAACAGCGGCGCCGAUGGCAGCGGCGCUGUUGCCCGCCAGCAGCAGCAGCAGCAGCAGCGCAAGCCACUGCGCACUUCCUCUCCGGAACGGGCCGCUGCGGGAGGAGCCGCCCUACGGCGGCUGAGGAUGCGGAUGGAUGCCAGGGAUGACGACGGCUUGGCCAGCGGGGCGUACGGCAGCGGGAGCUUUUUCGGCGGCAGCAGUGGCGACGAGGGCAGCAACGGCGAUGGCGGCGACGGGCCCGCGGCGGCGGCGACGGCUGCUGGCAAGCGGUACGGAAGCACGUCCGCGGCGGUGCCUGCGUCGGGGACGGCGUGGACGGAGGCCUGGGGGAGGAGCGCCGGCGCCGUCGACGGCGGUGGCGGCCGCGGCCUGCCGUCGUGUAGUCCCCAUUCAGUGACGCGGCGGAAGCAGUCCUUGCGAACUGCUUCGCCGCAGCGGGCGGCCGCGGCGGCGGCGGCAAUGCGGCAGCUGCGCGCUGAAAUGGGUCUGCCCCCCAACGACGGUACGGACGCGGCUGACGCGGUAUUCGCAAGGGAUUGGCGGCGGGAGCUGGACGCCGCGGCGGCGGCGGCGGCGGACACAGAGCCGUCAGGUUCCGCGUCAGAGUCGGAGUGGGAGGCGGCGGCGGCGGCGGCGACGGAGCCGGGGGACAGGACCUCCUUGUACGGCUCCGUCGGGGGCACCGCAAGUAACGGCCGUACCGCUAGCGGCAGUAUCAGGUCUCGCAACGCUGCGGCUGUGGGUGCUACUGCCGCAUUCCCACGCUCUCCCAGCAACUGGCGGGUACAGGUGGAGGGCCUAGAUCGUCCGGACAGCAGUACCAGUAGCAGCAGUAGCAGGGGGUUCGGAGGCGUUCCCGCCGACUGGCGCACUCGUAUCGAGAGCGGCGCGCCCGCUACUGCUACUGCUAUUGCUGCAGACGGGCUGAACGGCCAGGACAGCAGCGGCUCAGCAGCUGCAAGUAUUGGUUCCGUGUACGAUGAUGACGUCAGCACCAGCGGCAACAACCGCUACAGCCGCGGUUCGCCAUACCCUAGCUCCCCGGGGGGGUCCCGGGGGUCGAGCCGCAAGUUGGGGGCGGCGGAGCGGGCUGCCCGGACGGCCCGGCUGCAAGACUGGCGGGCGCGUGUGUAA